Messenger RNA from Triticum dicoccoides, 2462 nucleotides. RefSeq names its product ankyrin repeat domain-containing protein 13C-like. Gene Ontology annotation, molecular function: protein binding. The transcript has 2 exons. Gene Ontology annotation, cellular component: cytoplasm. Lineage: Eukaryota; Viridiplantae; Streptophyta; Magnoliopsida; Poales; Poaceae. The record is from RefSeq and is a predicted model, not a curated record. Bases 145 to 2037 code for a protein of 630 amino acids.
CGCGCCGCGGGCGCCAGAUCUGAGCGCCCGACCCCCCAUGCCUCCUCCCCCGCGCCAGAUCCGCGUCGCCUAGCCUAGCCUAGCCUGCCACGCGCGCCCGGACGGCUGGUCCGCGGCAGCAGCCAGCCAGCCAGCCCGCCAGCCAUGGAGGACGCGGCCAGGUACGCGCACAGCCCGGCCCACCUGGCCGUCUACCGGCGGGACCACGCGGCGCUCCGAACCCUCGUCGCCGCCCUCCCCCGCCUGCCGCGGGCCGGGGAGGUCACCACCGAGGCGGAGUCGAUCGCGGGGGAGCGCGUGGCGGACGCGGUGUCCGCCGUCAUCGACCGCCGCGACGUGCCGCGGAGGGAGACCCCGCUGCACCUCGCCGUGCGCCUCCGCGACCCCGUCGCCGCCGACCUGCUCAUGUCCGCCGGCGCCGACUGGUCGCUGCAGAACGCCGACGGCUGGUCGGCGCUGCAGGAGGCCGUGUGCACGCGCGAGGACGCCAUCGCCACCAUCAUCGCGCGCCACUACCAGCCGCUCGCCUGGGCCAAGUGGUGCCGCAGGCUCCCGCGGGUGCUCGCCUCCGUCUCCCGCAUCCGCGACUUCUACAUGGAGAUCUCCUUCCACUUCGAGUCCUCCGUCAUCCCCUUCAUCGGCCGCAUCGCGCCCUCCGACACCUACCGCAUCUGGAAGCGCGGGGCCGCGCUGCGGGCCGACAUGACGCUCGCGGGCUUCGACGGCUUCCGCAUCCAGCGCUCCGACCAGACGUUCCUGUUCCUCGGCGACGGGGCGCGGCCCGAGGACGCUGGGGGUAAGGAGCUGCUCCCGGGUUCUCUGAUAGUGCUGUCUCAUAAGGAUAAGGAGAUCACUGAUGCGUUGGAAGGGGCCGGCGUGCAGCCUACGGAGUCGGAGGUGGCUCAUGAGGUGGCAUUGAUGUCCAAGACGAAUAUGUAUCGCCCCGGGAUAGACGUCACGCAGGCGGAUCUUGUGCCGCACAUGAAUUGGCGCCGGCAGGAGAGGACUGAAGCCGUGGGGCAGUGGAAGGCAAAGGUGUAUGAUAUGUUGAAUGUCCUGGUGACCGUCAAGUCGAGACGGGUCCCUGGGGCAAUGACAGACGAGGAGCUGUUUGCGAUGGAUGGGGAGGAGAAGAAUGGGAGGAGCGCAGAGCUUGAAACUGAGCUGGAUGAAGUCUUGACUGCCGAGGAGAGGAAGCAGCUUGAUUCUGCGUUGAGGGGGAACCAGGACGAGGAAUCCGAGGACAGGGCCGAGGAAGGUGACAAAGGGGCUGAUCAUUUGGAUGCAAACGGUGCCGGGAAAGACAAGAAGGGAUGGUUUUGGAACGGCAAGAAAGGUGCCAAGAAUGAUGAGAAGGCACCCAAGGCAGUGAGCAAGGAUGAAUCAGGUGAUGCAGGGAAGGGAAAGGAGAAGGGCAACGGCAAGAAGAAGAAGGGUGGUGUCUCAUCUGGGGAUUCUAAUAAACUCGAAAGUGAGUACAAGAAGGGGUUAAGACCAGUGUUGUGGUUGACACCGGAUUUCCCUUUGAAGACGGAUGAGCUGAUCCCUUUGCUCGAUGUACUAGCAAACAAAGUGAAGGCUGUUAGAAGGCUUAGGGAACUCUUGACAACCAAGCUGCCUACAGGCACAUUUCCAGUCAAGAUUGCUAUCCCUAUUGUCCCAACAAUACGGGUCAUUGUGACAUUCACAAAGUUUGAGGAAUUACAGCCUCUAGAUGAGUUCGCCACCCCACCAACGAGCCCCACGCAGUUCCAGGACGCCAAGUCCAAAGAUUCGGAAGGAUCGGCGUCAUGGUACUCGUGGGUCAGAGGGGGCCGCGGUGCGCAGUCCAGCGACAGCGGCGAUAGCAAGAACUGGAAAGACGAGGUCGAUCCGUUCCAUAUACCUUCCGAAUACACCUGGGUGGACGCCACCGAGAAGAAGCGUAGGAUGAAGGCGAAGAAAGCCAAGAACAGGCGCGGCACAGCCCGGAAACAGUCGUCGAAAAACACCUCCUCGGAAGGGGGCCAGCACCCUAUGAUGGACGGCUUCGAGUAAAACAGUGUUACAUCAUAGUAAGGUUGCCCCCUGCGUCCGUCCAUAAGAUGUUUAUUAGGUGCCGAUGGCGGGGCUGCUGCUCGCCGGGCGCAGACGGACGAUGUCGUCCGAGACAACGCGCGGCUCGGUACCGUACCCCGAGGAAAGUACAGGAUGGAUUUUUAUACCCUGCUGCUAGUCUGUAAUUCAAUUCUUUUCUUUUUUGUCCCCCGCCGCCGCCUUUUCUUCAUGUUGGAUGUAUGUUUGAUGAUGAAUGAUGAUGAUGAUGAUACGGCCUUGUUUGUUGUUGUUGUUUAAAAGAAGAUGUGUUUGAUGACAGAUGGAGGGGGCUGUAGUGUCCCCCCCUCCCGCUGUAUGAAUACUUGGAAUAUGCUGUAGCUCCAUACUCAUGCUUGUUUCUUCAACUUGGAUGUAUCUUCGUUUCA